GGUUGAUGGACAAGAAUAGACACAAAAUUUCACGCAAUACUAUCCGAGAAACUGAAAAUCUAAGAGGGACGCGACAACGAAAUGUCUCGUCGCCAAGUGUCGUUUUACUGACUUUAGUCAACUACAUGAAUUUAAUAGAUUUAAAUUUUUGAAUUAUACUACGCCAAUGUUUUUACAAACGAUAAGUGAAGAAGUUCACGGUAUUCUGUCAAGUUAACCCCAAGUGUUGUGAUAUUCGAGAUAAAUGUCGAACUGAAUUAUAUAAUUAACGGGUAAAAUGAAUUUACCCAGUGUAAGUGAUUAUUCUUUGUUAGAAAAAAUCGGCUCAGGAAGUUAUGCGACUGUCUACAAAGCGUUUAAAAAGGAUGGAUGCCGAGAGAUAGUUGCAAUCAAAUGUGUAGACAAAUCGUCGCUCUCCAAGUCAGCUAUUGAUAACAUCGUCACAGAAAUCUAUCUACUAAAAAUAUUGCGUCAUGAAAAUAUCGUCGAAAUGAGGGAUUUUUUUUGGGAUGAAGGGCACAUAUACAUCGUAAUGGAAUACUGUGAUGGCGGUGACUUAUCAAGUUUUAUAAAGAAGAGACAUAAGCUACCCGAACAAAUUUGCCGUAAAUUUUUGCAACAACUCGCACUUGCUUUGAGAUAUCUACGUAAUAAUAAUGUUUCCCAUAUGGACUUAAAACCACAAAACUUAUUACUAAUGAGAAAACCGCAAUUAACAUUAAAAGUUGGAGAUUUUGGUUUCGCUCAGUAUCUUUCAAAUUCAGAGCAAAAAUUUGCGAUUCGUGGUUCUCCACUUUACAUGGCACCAGAAAUUUUGUUUAAGCGCAAGUACGAUGCUCGCGUUGAUUUAUGGAGCGUCGGAGUGAUCAUGUACGAAUGUCUUUUUGGUAAAGCUCCAUACUCUAGUGGUAGUUUUCAAGAAUUAAUUGAAAAGAUCAAGGACUGUCGAUCUAUAGAGUUACCGAAAGGUUCGCACGUAUCACAUGAAUGCAAGGAUUUAUUGAUGUCCUUAUUGAAGCAUGAUCCUGACAAGAGAAUAACGUUCGAUGAAUUUUUCGGUCAUGAUUUUCUGGAUUUGGCUCAUGCGCCAACAAAGGAAAAUUAUGAUAAGGCAAUAGAGUUAGUUCAAAACGCUGUGAAAAUGGAUGCAGAGAAAAAUUUAAAAGAAGCAUUUCAUUUAUACUGUGAAGCUCUUAGAUAUUUUAUACCUAUUGUUACAAAUGAGACUGAUUUAAAACGAAAAGAAAGCUUAAGAUUACGUAUAAAUGAUUACAUUAAAAGAGCAGAAAUAUUGAAAGCAUCGUGUAUAGAUAAUAUUGAUGAUAAAGAUAAAUGUAAAUAUGUGCAUCAUAAAGAAAGCUCUUCGUCUAUUCAAAGAAUAUCUUUAAAUGAAAAAUCAUCAUCCGCAUAUCAUGAGCUGCGAAUACUUAGCAAAAGUACAGUUGGUAUGAUGGAUGCAUUUGAAAUAGGAGAAAUUGCUGAAUUAUAUCUUGCAGAAGGAAAUUAUGCACUUGCAUUAGAAAAAUUUCAAUUGUGUCUAGGGAUAUUGGUACCCCUGUUAGGAAAAGAACCAGCAGGUCGGAGGAGAGAUCUAUUACAUAAACAGGUACAAUUUUGGAUGAAAGAAGCCGAAAGUACCAAAGGACUUUUAGCUACUAAAGAUAUUGAAGAGUCCGCGCAACGUGGUUCUGAUGCAUCAGAGCAAUGCAUAAUUCAGUAAUUCAAAUUUAUAGAAUAUUAGUUAUAUAUAUUAAUAAUCCUCAAAUUUUUGUGAAACAAAUACAAAUGCUAUGUUAUUCAAAUAAUUUAAUAUAUGUAUAAUGUUUAUUUAUGA
Messenger RNA from Apis laboriosa (Himalayan honeybee), 1834 nucleotides. RefSeq names its product serine/threonine-protein kinase ULK3 (gene Aduk). The record is from RefSeq and is a predicted model, not a curated record. Gene Ontology annotation, cellular component: autophagosome; cytoplasm. Gene Ontology annotation, biological process: autophagosome organization; autophagy; protein autophosphorylation. NCBI's taxonomy places the organism in Eukaryota, Metazoa, Arthropoda, Insecta, Hymenoptera, Apidae. The coding region runs from base 278 to 1720 and encodes 480 amino acids. Gene Ontology annotation, molecular function: protein serine/threonine kinase activity; ATP binding. The transcript is spliced from 9 exons.